Diorhabda carinulata is the source of this 1522-nucleotide messenger RNA. RefSeq names its product sulfotransferase 1E1-like. Gene Ontology annotation, molecular function: sulfotransferase activity. NCBI's taxonomy places the organism in Eukaryota, Metazoa, Arthropoda, Insecta, Coleoptera, Chrysomelidae. Gene Ontology annotation, cellular component: cytoplasm. The record is from RefSeq and is a predicted model, not a curated record. The transcript is spliced from 7 exons. Bases 122 to 1186 code for a protein of 354 amino acids. Gene Ontology annotation, biological process: sulfation.
AUAAUCGUGAUGAAGUUUACAAUGAAAGGAAUGGUAUUAAGCAAAAUGUAUCAAUACGAAAGAAAUAAUGAGAAACGCAGCAUAAGUUCAAAUGAAAGUUGUUGGUUAAGUAUUUGAGACUAUGGCACCCAUCCUUACAUAUAGUGAAAAUAUUAAUAGUGACAGUGACAAAAAAUUCCCUUAUGCCAUAAAAGAAGUUGAAGAAAAAGUGAAUAAAGAACUUCUUACUAAAUUUACAGGUGAAAAAACGACGUUUCUUCAAGUAGGACCUAAAGAUUACUUUUUACCAAGUGGGUACAGGAAGGAAGCGAAUCAUUAUUACACGUUUGCCCUCAGACCGAAUGAUGUUUUUAUCGUCACUUUUCCUAGAUCAGGUACAACUUUGACACAAGAACUAGUUUGGUUGUUGGCAAACAAUCUGGAUUUUAAGAAAGCAGCUCAAAUUCCUCUUAAGCAACGUUGUCCAUUUUUAGAAUUCAGUUCUUUGCUCCAUGAAGAAGUAAAAUCAGAACUCUUGAAAAAAAAUCAAUCAAAUCCAGCAAAAUGUGAAGUUAUUCAUAAACUAAGUUCACCUUGUUGGAGAUACUUUCAAGAAAUGUCUGAAAGAAGAUUCAUUAAAACUCAUUUACCUCUAAGUUUACUGCCACCAAAUUUAUCAGAUGUUGGUUGUAAGGUAAUAUAUGUGGCAAGAAAUCCUAAAGAUGUGGCUGUUUCUGAUUAUCAUUUAUGCAAAGCUCACAUAUCUCAAGGAUAUAAUGGAGACUUCGAGGAGUUCUGGAAAUUAUUUCAAAAAGGACACGUACCCUAUUCUCCUUAUUGGGAACAUAUUAAAGAAGGAUGGAAUAGCAGAAAUAAAGACAAUCUUCUGUUUCUCUUCUACGAAGAUAUGAUCAAGGAUUUGAGAAAGUGUAUAGAGAAGGUAUCCAAAUUUUUGGGGCAAAGUUAUAAACACGAGGAAAUCGCUCUUUUAGAGGCUCAUUUGUCGAUCGAUAACUUCAAAAACAACAAAUCGGUUAACAACGAAGAUUUUAAAGAAUUAGGAGUUAUGCUUAAAGAUCAAGAAGGUUUUAUAAGAAAAGGAACAAAUGGAGGCUGGAGAAAUUACUUUGACGAUAAAUUGAAUAUUGAAGCUGAGAGAUGGAUAGAAGAUAAUUCAAAAGGAUUGGAUCUACAAUUUUCUUUUUAGAUACAUUUUUUAGUAAAAUAUUUAUUUCGAAAAGUUACAUCACAAAUAUCAGACAUAAACUCAAAAACCUUAAUUUGACUCACCGUCAAAAUUAUUAAAACCUUCACAGCUAGAAAAAUUAUGCGUUGUGCCAUAAUUAAUUGGAACUAGAAAAAACCGCCGGACUGAAAUUAAAUAAAGCUAUCAUAAUCAAUUGCUUCAAAAUAGCUUCAAGCUUAGAAAUCAUAUAAGUAAUUGAAAUUCUAAUGCCUCUAAGUACGAUCAAAUGUGUUUGGAAAUAGUUUUUAGCAUUCUGCGAUUAAGAAAAAUUCAUUAUAUAUUCGUAAUCGAAAAUAA